Molecule: messenger RNA, 334 nt
Organism: Candidula unifasciata
Lineage: Eukaryota; Metazoa; Mollusca; Gastropoda; Stylommatophora; Geomitridae
Source: the annotation of a GenBank genome assembly
UGCCUUCGAUUCUGAUGACGACGAGGACCUGCAGGCUCGAUGCCAUGGCCAGCCUAACUCUUGUCAGGAUCUUAGUGACAUGGACGUCAGUCACACAGGACUGAGUCCGGUAACCAGACAGAACCACAGCGAGAUCGAGAAACGUCGUCGAGACAAGAUGAACACGUAUAUCGUGGAACUGUCCUCGCUCAUCCCUAUGUGUAGCGCCAUGAACCGAAAGCUGGACAAGUUGACGGUGUUACGUAUGGCUGUCCAGCAUAUUAACUCUCUCAAAGGCAAGUACGUUUGUGGUGGUGCAGUUUAUACGUCUGCUGUCUCUCUUGUCAUUAUUUAA